Messenger RNA from Mercurialis annua (annual mercury), 3123 nucleotides. Its product is annotated as urease. Gene Ontology annotation, cellular component: urease complex. Gene Ontology annotation, biological process: urea catabolic process. The record is from RefSeq and is a predicted model, not a curated record. Gene Ontology annotation, molecular function: nickel cation binding; urease activity. NCBI's taxonomy places the organism in Eukaryota, Viridiplantae, Streptophyta, Magnoliopsida, Malpighiales, Euphorbiaceae. The transcript is spliced from 18 exons. The coding region runs from base 143 to 2653 and encodes 836 amino acids.
UAUUUUAUACACAAAAGAAACGCCAAACAAUGCCGACGCAACUCGCAACGACCGUGACAUAAUCCAUAAACAAAUCGUUUUAAAUUUAAAAUAAGAUUCCGUAAUGAUCCAAUCUCAAUCGGAGUAAAGAAUCGCCGGAGAAAUGAAGUUGAGUCCGAGAGAAGCUGAGAAAUUAGGAUUACACAACGCCGGUUUUCUUGCUCAGAAACGACUCGCUCGUGGACUCAAGCUUAAUUACACUGAGUCCGUUGCUCUUAUUGCUACUCAGAUUCUGGAGUUUGUUCGUGAUGGAGAUAAGACCGUUGCUGAAUUAAUGGAUAUCGGCAAGCAGUUACUCGGAAGGAGGCAGGUCCUUUCAGCUGUUCCAAAUCUUUUGGAUACUGUGCAGGUUGAAGGGACAUUUCCUGAUGGGACAAAGUUGAUCACCAUUCAUGAUGCUAUUGCUAGUGAAAAUGGAAAUCUGGACCUAGCUUUACAUGGUUCUUUUCUUCCAGUUCCUUCACUUGACAAGUUCUGCGAGAUAGAAGAUAAUGAAAUUCCAGGUGCUCUCAUCUCCAGAGAGGGAAAUAUUACACUUAACUCUGGAAGGAAUGCAGUUAUUUUGAAAGUCAUAAAUCAUGGAGACAGACCAAUUCAGGUAGGUAGCCACUAUCAUUUCGUGGAGACAAAUCCUUGUUUAGUUUUUGAUCGAAUGAAAGCACAUGGAAAGCGCCUGAACAUACCAGCUGGAACAGCUGUACGAUUUGAGCCAGGGGAAUCUAAAAGUGUUAUACUUGUAAGUAUUGGAGGUAAAAAGAUGAUCAGAGGUGGAAAUGGCAUUGUUGAUGGUCCAGCUGAUGCCAAUCAUGCAGCAAUUGCAGAAUCUAUACAUGUGAGACAAUUUGGGAAUCAGGAAGAAGUGAAUGCUAGUGAAGGUAAAACCGGAGAAGAUUCUGUUUUCAAUGCUGUUAUCACUCGUGAGGCAUAUGCUAAUAUGUACGGCCCUACUACUGGUGACAAAGUCCGGCUUGGGGAUACAAAUCUCUAUGCUGAAAUUGAAAGAGAUUUUGUAGUUUAUGGGGAUGAAUGUGUUUUUGGUGGAGGAAAAGUUAUAAGGGAUGGAAUGGGUCAGUCAUGUGGGCACAGACCAAUUGAAUCUCUUGAUACUGUGAUAACAAAUGCGGUCAUCAUCGACUACAGUGGAAUCUACAAGGCAGAUAUUGGUAUUAGAGGUGGUCUUAUUGCUGCAAUUGGCAAAGCAGGAAAUCCAGAUAUCAUGAAUGACGUUCAUGCUAACUUGAUUAUAGGGGUUAACACUGAGGUUAUUGCUGGCGAAGGAAUGAUAAUAACUGCAGGUGCUAUAGAUUGUCAUGUACAUUUCAUAUGCCCCCAACUGGCAUAUGAGGCCAUAUCAAGUGGCAUUACAACACUUGUGGGAGGUGGAACAGGACCUGCUGACGGGACACGUGCAACGACCUGUACUCCUUCUCCAUCACACAUGAAAUUGAUGCUGCAAUCUACUGAUGACUUGCCUCUAAAUUUUGGAUUUACAGGAAAAGGCAAUGGUGCCAAACCUGAGGAACUACAUGAAAUAGUUAAGGCUGGGGCAAUGGGACUAAAGCUACAUGAGGAUUGGGGAACUACUCCUGCUGCAAUAGAUAAUUGUUUAAGUGUUGCAGAAGAACAUGACAUACAGGUCAAUAUUCAUACGGAUACCUUGAAUGAGUCUGGAUUUGUGGAACACACAAUUGCUGCAUUUAAAGGAAGAACUAUCCAUACUUAUCACAGCGAAGGUGCAGGUGGCGGACAUGCUCCAGAUAUUAUCAAAGUAUGUGGUGUUAAAAAUGUCCUACCAUCAUCAACAAACCCCACCCGGCCUUAUACUUCCAAUACAAUUGAUGAACAUCUUGAUAUGCUGAUGGUCUGCCAUCACCUUGAUAAAGACAUUCCAGAAGAUGUUGCUUUUGCUGAAUCUCGGAUAAGGGCUGAAACAAUUGCUGCAGAGGACAUAUUGCAUGAUAUGGGGGCAAUUAGCAUUAUAUCUUCUGAUUCACAGGCGAUGGGCCGCAUCGGAGAAGUCAUAUGCAGAACUUGGCAAACUGCUCACAAGAUGAAAUCGCAGAGGGGAUCAAUUAGCCCUGAUGGAUCGGAUAAUGACAACUUCCGUAUCAAACGAUAUAUUGCAAAGUACACUAUAAAUCCAGCAAUAGCGAAUGGGUUUUCUGAAUUAAUUGGUUCGGUUGAGGUAGGAAAGCUGGCUGAUCUAGUUUUAUGGAAGCCAUCUUUUUUUGGGGCAAAACCAGAAAUGAUAGUUAAAGGCGGUGUAAUUGCAUGGGCUCAAAUGGGUGAUCCAAAUGCUAGCAUCCCAACACCUGAACCGGUGAUCUCAAGACCUAUGUUUGGAGCAUUCGGCAAGGCUGGAAGUGCAAACUCCAUUGCUUUUGUCAGCAAGGCUGCUUCAAGUAAUGGAAUCAAGGCACUGUAUGGACUCAACAAAAGAGUAGAAGCCGUGGGGAGUACUAGAAAACUGACCAAACUUGACAUGAAGCUUAAUGAUUCCCUACCAGAUAUAUCUGUCGAUCCAGAAACGUACACGGUGACCGCAGAUAAUGAGGUUCUUACGUGUUCUGCUGCCACCUCUGUUCCUCUUUCACGUAAUUAUUUCCUCUUUUAGGUAUCAGUUGCAAACUAAGUAGCACGGAUACUUCAUUCAAUGAACGUAUCUCGUUUCGGAAACGUAUUGGUAACUUGGCGUUUCAAACACGAAACUUCAUUUUAAACAUGAAAACCCUUAAAAUAACAUUGUGUCCGAGUGUCUCGUUUUCCGUAUCUGUGUCCGUGCUACAUAGGUUGCAAACAUCAUUACCAUUCCUAAACCUCAAUAAGCAUCAACAUUAUCAUUUCAUGUGAUUUAUUGGGUAUUUGCUGUUUCCCUUAUUUUUAAUAAGUGGGGAAUGAAAGCGCCCUGCACCACUGUUGGCUACUGCUUGUCAUGGUCCUUGUCAAUCUUAGUCUUUGUGCCCUGAUAGAUAUUAAUAUAUCAGAUCAGCAAGUUGGUCUUUAAACAUUAUACUGUAAGAAUGUGCUGCUCAUCAUGAAAAACUACUAUCAUCUGAGAUAUUAGAUCAAAAUUAUUAGACCUAA